Hyaloscypha bicolor E is the source of this 2092-nucleotide messenger RNA. RefSeq lists its product as uncharacterized. The record is from RefSeq and is a predicted model, not a curated record. The transcript has a single exon. Lineage: Eukaryota; Fungi; Ascomycota; Leotiomycetes; Helotiales; Hyaloscyphaceae. The coding region runs from base 401 to 1615 and encodes 404 amino acids.
AGACUCGUGUCUGCUCCCGCCAAUGGUAGCUCAUAGUACCAAAGUAUAUCCUCCCCUCUGGAAUUUUCUUACAUAAUCCAGACUACAUUUGCUCUCCCAGAUAAUUUAAAUCUUGGAAUGCUGAAACUGAACCCUGGCGCACUAUUACAGCCUUCCCGUUUCCUUCAUGCUCUGGGUAUCUUGGAACAUCAGAAUAUGGACUGUUUUUGACUUAUGAUUCUUCAGUAUAAAUUUAAACAUGGCGUCCUAUUUUCUAUUCUCCUUCUAUUGCACUCACAUUCGAAUAUUUUUGAGAUACCAAGUUUUCAACAGCAUCCUCUCGCUCAAUCAAAAUCACCGGUAUCCACAGAAAUCAUUAUAAACUCCAUUUCGAUACUUAAUUCUUCAUUUACGAGACAAGAUGGCGAUUCCAAACCUCUACUUGGCCAUCAGAAAAGUCUCUCCACUCCACUGGUACGAAUGCUAUAAGCAACGCGAUCUCCAUAGCAUCCAAAAACUCUACUUCUCGACCGUACCGAUUCCAGGAAUCUACGCCAUCACGGCCAAUAGACGCCACUACCUCAUCGCCAUCAAACCAAUCAAAGGAAAAAAUGACGCCGAAAAAAUCUUCGAACCCGCGAAGAAAAGCUGCCAUGACCCGACCAUCCGCUCGAAUGCAGACAAAGCCAACCAGAUAAUUAGCAACAACCUCUCAAGAAAGUUAUCAUUCUCAAGCACGCGGACAACUCUCAACGGCGACAUCGACGACAAGAAAGACUGUUUCUUCGGCUACCGCUUCCCUCAUCCCGAAUACGUCAAGGUGCUGGAACAAGAUAAACCCACCCACUCGAAGAAGUACAUCCUUUUCGGCACAGGAGGACAUGGCCCACACCAAAAAUCGCCAUUUCGAAACUACCUAAGCAAGAAGCAAGACAACCGACUUUCACAACUUCUCGACUUCCUUGGCUACCGUGGAGAAAGCAGUCUCCAAGAAGCGGACAUGAAUGGCUUCAGGAAACUGAGGAUCCCGCUGAGGAUCAAGUUCUGUUCGCUCGCCAGGAGAUGGAUGUUCAGUUCUGAGAUCAAGAUCAGGACUGAGGAGGUUCUUAUGUGUGAGGAUAUCACGUGUAUGAGGAGAAGUCAUGAGGGUUGUGAGAGGGAAAUCUGGAGGAAGAUGUUUGCUUUGGACGACGGGUAUUCGUGGGUUGAGGUUGGGAGGCUGGGAAGGAGAAAGGGGAAUGGAUUGUUCAGAGUUGAUGAUGAGACGGAGUGUAUGAGACGACAGUCGAAGGAGGAGGUGAGAGUGAGCGAAUGGUAUUUAGAGAGAGAAAAGGAACGAUUCUUGGAAGAUAGCGAGGAGGCAGAUUAUAUGUCGCUUGUGAGAUAUUGUCAGAAAGAGAAAUGUGAUGUGAAGAAUGGGGGAGUGUAUUUGGAGAGAAAGAGGGCUGAGCUCGCUAAGCUUGAAUUUGGGAAAUUGGAAGAGGAAAGACUCGAGGAAGAAUGGGCUGAGAAAAUGGCGCUCCAGGAAGAGAAGCUCGUAAUGAGGUUCGUUAGGGUUUGGAAUGUGGAGGUUCGGGAAGCUCAAGCUGCGGAAAUGGAGGUUGGAGAAGUUGUCGAGAUUGAAAGCAUGGCAUGAGAAGGAGCAUGAGGAAUAGAGAAUUGAUAAGAUGUAAGACAAAUGAAAUUAUCCCAUAUACAAUUCGAAAAAAGCACAACCGUGAAGCUCUUUCUUGCUCAGGCCACUUAGCCUGCGAUGGCGAUUUUUGAGCAACUUGAACUCAGCCUCGCAUGAUGGAACAGGGACUUGUACCAAGAAACACGCUGAGAGGAUUUUGAUCACCAGAAAGCCACUGAAUACACGCGUCAAUGUUCUCACUCACUUAUGAAGAUUCAUUUCAAAAUUCCAGCCGUCAAGAAAUUGCCAGAACACUCUUUCCAUCCUGCUUAAAUUUGGUGGCACUUUUCACUGUACUCCUUCGGGACUAUGCUGCAGGAUUUGGUUAGAUUUUCGGUGGCUGGUGGCGUCUCACCUGUUGAAGACUCAAACUCAAAAUGAGGUCAAUUCUCAUCUCAAUAAAAACGUCGUACUGUACAAACUUCACUUAGGUACGAG